AUGGAUUUGUUAAAAACUCCAUCUAUUCAAUCAUUAUUAGAUUCCGAUAUUGAGUCCGUUGAAAGUCUUAAUUACGUGGAUAUCGAAGAGCUUGAUGAAGUUGAGUAUGCAUUACCAGUCAGUGAGGCACCUACAUUAGCAGAAGUUUUAUCUGCUGGAGGAGAUGAGGAAAUUGAAGGAAUUAAAAAAAUCAAAAUCAAUAAAGAGCCUGCAACUUGUUCAGCACUCCAAGUCGAAUUUUUACAAGCUAUUUCUCAACAAUUAACACAGGCACAAGAAAGAUCACUGGCAGGUGCAGCAACAGCUUUAAGUGUUGGUAACAAUGGGAAGACAACUGUAGGCACUGCCCAUGGCCACCUGUUAUCAUUCCAAGACCAAACCUUACGAUGGGUCUGUGAUUCAAACGAGGAUUGCGGUGCGGUAACCUGUUUGGCAUACAAUAAUGACAGUACCCGGCUUUUAGCUGGAUAUGCAAGGGGCCUUGUUCAUCAAUAUGAAAGCAUUAAAGGAGUUAUAUUGAGACGUGUGACACUAGGAGGUGAAACGUGGGGCGCACUACGUAUAACGUGGGCAGGUACUUCUGGCCUAGCACUUGACACAGGCGGCUCUGUCUGGCUGAUGAAGUUCUCUAGACCACUAGGGGUGCGCUCUGCUCGCGUCUCCUGCCUUUUCUCUGGUGCGCGAGGAGAAGUUGUGGCAAUGAACGCUCUUGAUGCCCGUAUCUUGGCUUUGGCGACACUUUCUCGCGUGAUUAUUGUUGCCGGUGGUCGGGCGGCUGGAGUCAGAUUGGAAGACCCCCCCGAUUCCUUACCUGUUUUAGAAUGGUAUGAAGUUGACAACAGAAUACUCAUUUGUGCGCAGUUUAAUGUACUACAAUGGAUCUCUGUCAAUGUGACGGGAACGGCUAUAUCUUUACGGCCGAUACAAAAAAUGAAACUUAAUUCAAUACCACUCUGGAUGGGCUGGCUCGGCGGCAGCCUUGCGAUUUUUGACGCCGAUGAAAAUCUGCGCUUAUGGGGUGAUGAUUAUGAUAAUCCAUUGGACCUUUCUCACAUCGAGCCCGUGUAUUCUUCAGCGUUUUUUAAGGGCCUUUGGACGGACGGUCGUGUGUCCCUAGCGAUGUGCAAAGCGGGCGAGAGUGCACUAGCCGGGGUGUGUGUUGCGGAGGGCUCCCUGUCACUGCUCGGUCGGAAGGGGAUCAUGCGGAUACGGCCGCGUGACGUAAUCGCAAGAACUCAGGCGUUCGUCUUGUCCGGCCGCCAUUUGCAGGCCUUGAGGUUGCUGUGCUCCUCGCAGGGCCCCAACGCUAAGACAUUGGCCAACGACAUCGUCAAUAUGUUAUCAGAGAAACCCCACGUGUUAAGCAACAAGAAUGUCGCGGUGCAUGCCAUUAAACUGUGUUUAAAGUUCAACUUGAUCGAUGAAUUAUGGUCUAGUCUUUGGGAGAAUUGCUCUAGUGAAAAGGCCUUUGUGGAAGCGUUGGGCGAUGCUAUAGUGCGUGGGGAGUUUUCCGAAACGCCUCCAACACCUGAUUAUACACAGGCGCUCAUAGAGAGAUUGGCGGAUUUCGAGCCAGACCUCGUGGAGAGGGUUGUGGCUUCGCGAUUGACGGCAGCGCGGGGCGCGAUGCGCACACUGGCGGCGCACGUGUCGGGCGGGUGCGGGGCGGGGGGGGGGGGGGGGGGGCGGUGCCGGUGCGCGGGGGGCGCGCUGCUGCUGGCCGCCGCGGACGCGCUGGCGGGCCGCGGCGCCGCCGGCCGCCCGCUGCCCGAGCACGCGCGCCCCCUGGCGAGGCACGACGCCCUGCUCACGCUGCUCCUCGAGAUGGACAAUGGAGUUUCGCCGCUGGAGGUGUUGGUGCGUCACGACGCGGUGGCGGCGGUUCGACUUUUGGAGCAGAGCGCCCGCGAGCCGCCCUUCGCUGGGCCCCUCGCCAAGCAGAACCGCCUGCGAGUGGCCCGAGCCCUCCUCGCCAUCGCGCCCAACUCUCAGGACGCGACUUGUCGUAUCGAGAUAUUAGAAUUUAUUAGUAAUCAGCUUCAAUCGGGGGCGUUGCCCCUAGACCAGGAAGUUAUAAAAGGCGUUAAAGAAUUGGCAGCUGAUACCGUAGGCGAGCGGUCGGACCGCGCGUGGCUGGCUCUCAUGACUCGCCUCCGUUCGCAGAGGGAUAACUCUCUCGUCAAUUAUCGUGACGUGAUUCAAAGGCCAAGGGUACAAUGGCGGUUCGACGUUCUACUAGAUCGCCACGAGAACAAUCUAGAUGAGUUUUUCAAAAUCGAAAAUCCCUCCCCAUUGGACAUUGACGAACUUUUCGAAUACAUCCUAUCGAGGUUCGAGGUGGACGACAGCAUAAAGGCCCGUCUGCAACCGCACCUCCGAUCCCUCAUAAAGUUACGGUCACAGGCUUCGGCCGCCAUUGUUAAAGAUCACUACGAAAACUCCAUUGCGAGCAUUCUGGCCGACCUGGACGGGGAGACCGCCCUGGCAUUCGGCGAGUGUCUGCUCGACAUGGCGUGCCUGAAGGGCGACGCGGCCGCCUUGUACUUGCGCCGGCUGUGCGCGUCACGUCCGGCGGAUGCGAAGAGUUUCUUGAAGAACAGCGCGGGCAUCGUCCGUCCCGAGGACGCUCUGGCGAUCGUCAAGGAACUGGGUCCGCGUGAAGCGGUGCCACUGUGCCUCGAGGCGACCGGAGACCCGUCCGGCGCGCUCGACGCCCUACUGGAACUGAUCGCUUCGAACGGCGACAGCAAGGCGCGCCACGUGGCGGAGGCGUGCGAUCUGUGCGUGCGCGUCGCGCCCACCGUGCCGGCCGACGUGUCCACCGCGCUGUGGACCCGGCUGCUGCGGCGCGUCGACGAGGUGCCCGCCUCGCUGCUCUUCGAGGCGAUCGCCUACUUGCCGGUGGACGAGCUGCUGGUCAAGACGUGCGACUCGCCGCGCGUGGCGCUCACUAUACUCGGCAGCGGGGCGGGCAGGCGGCGCGUGUGGGGGUGCGCCAGGCGGAUCGCCGAGCGGGAGGCGCACGGCGCUCUGGCGGCGGCGCUGGCGGCGGCGCGGCGCGGCCUCGCAGUGAGGGGCGAGUGCAGGCGCUGCGGCGAGCGGUUGGCGUCGCGGACGGCGGUGCGCACGGCGCACUGCUCCCGGACCUUCCACGCGGACUGCGAGGCGGAGGCGACGUGCCAGGCGUGCGGCAAGCGCGUGCCGGCCGCGGCCUUCGUGCUGCCGCCGCUCAGCCGCCGGCUCGCCCCCGCGACGCCCCAGGAGUGGCCGCUGCUGCUGGCCGCCCCGCCGCGGCCCGAUCUCGAGGGCGUCGCG
This is a messenger RNA of Iphiclides podalirius (scarce swallowtail), 3315 nucleotides long. NCBI's taxonomy places the organism in Eukaryota, Metazoa, Arthropoda, Insecta, Lepidoptera, Papilionidae. The record is from the annotation of a GenBank genome assembly.